AUGGAGUUCAUUUUUGGCUCGAAAUUUGAUUUCGAAAGCGCCCGAAAAUGGGCUUCAGAAAUGGAGUGGACGAUGGUGAACAUUUCGUUCACUUAUGUGGUCACCAUAUUUUUGAUCAAAUAUGCUAUGCGGGACAGGAAGCCGUAUGAGCUGCAACGGCCACUGGUCAUCUGGAAUGCACUGCUUGCUAUUUUUAGCAUUCUUGGUGUUGCAAAAAUAACGCCAGUCCUCCUGCAGCAUAUUACCACAAAAGGAUAUACCAGUAGUUUCACUGAAAUUGGACCAUGCUAUACGGACAAUGUUGCUGGUUACUGGACCUUUUUGUGGGUUAUUUCAAAAAUCCCAGAACUUCUGGAUACGAUAUUUAUUGUGCUGCGGAAGCGGCCAUUGAUUGUGAUGCACUGGUACCAUCAUGCACUCACCGGAUAUUUUGGUUUUGUCACGUAUGGCACUGGAAAUGCUUACAUGAUUUGGGUUGUUUGGCCGAAUUUCGUCUUUGUGAUAACGCAUAUCGUGAUGAUCCAUCUGGCCGUACUUGCACUCACAACAACAGUCAAUGACUAUGAUGUGACACUACGAGGAUUCAUCGUUGGUGCAAUAAUGGAAGUGUCAUAUCUGCUGCUGUGGCUCCGAUUCUACUACAUUUCCUAUUAUGCAAAUGGUGGCAAGAAAUACAUUGAGCACAACAAAAAAAGCGCCAAAGCGCAGCAGUGA
This is a messenger RNA of Gongylonema pulchrum, 714 nucleotides long. Lineage: Eukaryota; Metazoa; Nematoda; Chromadorea; Rhabditida; Gongylonematidae. The record is from the annotation of a GenBank genome assembly.